Colletotrichum lupini is the source of this 951-nucleotide messenger RNA. RefSeq lists its product as uncharacterized. The transcript has 5 exons. The record is from RefSeq and is a predicted model, not a curated record. Bases 1 to 951 code for a protein of 316 amino acids. NCBI's taxonomy places the organism in Eukaryota, Fungi, Ascomycota, Sordariomycetes, Glomerellales, Glomerellaceae.
AUGAACAAGUAUCUCGAGACGACGGUUGAGGUACCCUCCCCUCUCAUGAAGAUCCCAAGCUUCCCUAGCACGCCCAGCGAGACUCUUGAAUCGGUCCCUGGAAUUCGGUUAGCACUGUGGCAUUUUUGGAAUCAUUUUCUCUGCGUCUUGCGGGAUUACCGGGAAGAUGGCCCGGUUAGAAUUUUGGAGAGAAUGAAUUGUGUUACACUAGUUGUCUUGGAGGUGUUGGAGAAGCUACCCCACGACGAGGAACAUAGAUAUUUCUCUCCAUGUUUCUCUGAACCUGUGUUAGAUAUGUUUCUCAUUUCCUUGGGUCUUCAGAACGACCGUAUCAAAAAGAUAGACUCUCAUCGGCGUCACCGUAAAUCAUUCACAACAGUCGGAUACGCGCGUUACCCCUUCAUUCUAUGUUUUACGCAAGAAAGGGCGUAUAUCCAACAUGCCCUGUCCAAUUGUCCCGUGAAAGCCGUCCGACCCGCCUGGGCAGCUCUAGCACCCUCCCUAGAUCAUUCCUCCCCGACCCAAUCGCCGUCGUUCCAGCUGUCACUGUCGAAAAAGAAUUCAUUGGCGAAGAAGAAAAAUCCCACGGCACGCAACGAAACAAGUUGGUCUCCUGCGGUCGAGCUUGACGUUUUGCGUCGAUGCGGCACGCGGCUUGGCCUUGGUAUUUCUCCGCAACCGAAGCCGUCCGUCCGAGAUCCCGCGUUGACUCAGACACUAGAGUUCCCGUGCCGGCACCAAGCCUCCCGCUGCUUCGGAGAAGGGCCCGGCUCCCCGAGAUCUGGCGCGGGCCCUCUUCAGGCUUCAAGCGCGAGUCCACCUCCCGAAGGUUCCCGGGGUCUCCGCUGUCCGUCCGAAGUCGAGGCUUCCAACUUCAUCAGCGGGGCCCGUGGCUUCGACGGCUUGAGAGGAACGCGCACUCCCCCCCUUCGUCGGAAGAUGCCCACCUAA